AUGGGAGUUGCGAAGGUCAAAUCCGGCAGUAUACCUCUCAUUGCUCUCAAGGUGUGCUAUUCGGGUUACCCGAAGUCAAACUUUCCAACCAAGUCGAUGCAAGCGCGUGCCACACCCCUUCCGGACAGGAGCAAGACGUUCACCAUCCAGGUUGACACCGGCAAAGUCUAUGUGUUCGUGACGACCGACGACAUUCACAAAAAGCUGGUGAAAGGUCUCCAGUCUGUCAUUGAUGAGAUUAGCAGCCCCGACUCCUUCUACUUUGACGCCACGGGUGUCCUGCGGCGAGUGACGAGCUCAAUCUUCGACGACCGAGGCAACGUUGCCCAACGAGAAGCCAUGAAAAAGGAGAGGCAAGCGCGGUUUAAGUUCCGGCAGGCCGAAGCCGAAGAGCGACUGGAACCUCUCCGACCGAAGGCUCAGUUCUUCUCGUCAGCUCACUAG
This is a messenger RNA of Ectocarpus sp. CCAP 1310/34, 444 nucleotides long. The record is from the annotation of a GenBank genome assembly. NCBI's taxonomy places the organism in Eukaryota, Phaeophyceae, Ectocarpales, Ectocarpaceae.